Molecule: messenger RNA, 8740 nt
Organism: Lymnaea stagnalis (great pond snail)
Lineage: Eukaryota; Metazoa; Mollusca; Gastropoda; Lymnaeidae
Source: the annotation of a GenBank genome assembly
AAUUCAUACAAAUAACACAUGUGAAAUAAUGUGAACUGCAUCUGAAGUGUAGGCAUACGUUUUUAAAGUCCUGUAUUUUCACAAUAAUUAAUAUUAUCCUAGUAUGUGGGUAAAUUUUGUAUCUAGUUAAAAAUUACUGUUAAAAAACGUAAUUGGUACACGACUUCUCUUGCGCACAGACCCAGUUCACUUUGAAGUUUGAGACCCUGAGUUCAGUCACUGAAACUCACUGGUCACAAAAAUUCAGCCUCACACACAAUUCACAAUCUGUUCUCACUGUCACAACAAUGUAAAAAUGUAAUGUGAACUGCAGUGUAACUGAGUAUUAGCCUCGUCUGUUGAGCAUAUUUCAUAAAAGCUAAAUGUUAAAUAUCCUUUAGAAAGUCACACUCACACUGUAAUUAUAAUUAUGUUAAUAUGUUUUUUGUUUUUAUCAACUAAACAAAUCAAACGUCAUAUAUAAUCAUAAACAUGAAUCCAUUAUUAUUAACAAUUAAGAGAUUAUUAAGUGAGGAACUUUAAUAAUAAUUAGCUUCUUUAAUAUUGAAUACCGUACUGAAUUGAGGCCAAAAAACUACCCUCUACUUGUACUACUACUACUCAGAACUACACUGUCUUAUUUUAGAGGUUGAGUUAGACUAGUUAAUAAGAGCUUCUAUAGUGACUAUGGUCCAUGGUCUCUAUUAUGAUUACUAUAAUAACUAUAGCCUAUACUUUAUUAAUUAUACUAUAUUUAGUUGUCUAAGAAGAAAGAAAUGUUUAAUUAAAGUUUAAUUGUGAUUUCUUAUCUGGUUUUGCAGGCAUUAUUUACGUGUCAUGAGAUAAAUCUUAUCUUUAAAAAAUACUUUUGGCAGGUAUAUCAGCCCAAAAGCAACAUUAUUAAAGUGUACAGAAAUAGUCAUUGAACGUUUUUAAAGAUGAAGAACAAACAUACCUCACCUCUGAAAAGGCCUAAAUCAGCAGUUGGUCAAAUGACUAAUUCAAAAAAAUCUGGCGUUAAAGAUGUUUCAAUGACGCCUGAUACAUUUGAACGGUCACAAUCAAGAGUAAAAAAGACUGGCAUCAGGAGAAGGCGUUCUCUUUAUGAUUCUAAUAUGACAACUCAAGUGGUUGGGAAUCUUUCUCAAGACUCUCAAGGUUUGAUAUAGCCUAAAGCUUUUUCAUUUAUCAAACUAAAAAAUAUUUAACAUUAUUGCGAUUAAAAUGUGCACACAUUUUCGUAAUUCAAGAUGGUCAUGCGUCACACAAAACAAAGAUACUAAAAAUGACUCCAUACCAAGAUCCAUGAAAUAAAUUUAUAUAAUACCAAAUUUUAUGCAGUUUAAUUUUUGGAUGUUGUGUCCACUUUUACCUGGAAUUCACCUUCAUUAAAUACCUGUACAUUGUUAUUGUUUUUCAGAAACUUACAUGCAUUUACUAUCAGUCUUAUCUUUCUAGUCAAAACUUUGUGUUAUUUAGAAGUAUAAAAUCAACACUAAGAAUCUUAAUUUGACUAUAUUGUAGCUUGAGUUGUUACAUGAAUUUAGUUAUAUAGACUUCAGUUUCAAUUUUCUAUCAGUUUUUUUAAUUCCCAAUAAACUAUGUGAUCAUGCAAUUUUUACUUGGACGGGAAAAUAUUUAAGGUAAUUGAAUUUUAAUAUUUCUUCAGAAGAGAGCAUACUUGAGCAGACGCCUAUUACACUCAGUCAAAUAAGUGUCAUUGAUCCCUCACAAAAUGAUACACUUACUUCAACAUUUAGAAAGAAGAAAAAGGCACAACAGACCUCUGAUGAUACAUUAGAGAUGGCUGUACACUAUGCCAGAGGAGAACCAGAUGGUGCUGAAAGGUAUCACAAGUUAAAAAUGUAGUUUUGAAAUAGUUAAUAUUCCAUAUUGGAUAAUCUUAACUAUUUGUCAAAAUGUAUUAGGUUUAGGCUUCUAGGAUCAAGGAACUACAAACUUCUAGGUUCAUUCAAAAAAAAAAUCCUUUUCCCUCCUAUCCUAAUUAAAGUUUUAAAAGUUUAAACAUUACUUAACUCUUUAAUAACCUAUUGAAAAUUUUUUUAAACGUAUAUGUAUGUACAUUCUGUUUUAUAUUUUUUAUGUGUUUGUGAAUAAUUACAGAUCAUUUACUAGAAGGCAGUUGUCACAAAUUUCUUUAAAUGACAGUGACGCUCAUGAUGAAGAUAUGGACGUUGAUGAGGAUCAUGACAUGGCAGAUGAAAAUGAGACACCAUCACCAUCUAAGAAAUCUAAGGUUGCAGUAAAGUCAACAAAAUCUCAGAAACCUGAGAAAGAGAAGGGAAAGAAGGCUGCUUUGAAAGUAAGUAAUUGAAAUAUGAAUUUUAUUUGACAGUUAAAAGGGUUAUUUUUCAAGAGCGUUAUAUGGUUGUGUUCCAUCAUCAGAAAUAACAUUUAUUAUUAAUAUAUUUAUCUUUUUACUUAAAGAUUCCAUUCAAACAGGCUGCUAAGAAGUUAAAAUCACUAAAGAGUGCGGGAGAAACUCAUAAGAUAAAAAAACAAGUGAAUAAGAACUUUGAAGCAUUACCAGAUGAGACCACUGGUAUGUUUGAUGUCUGAUCAUUUACAACAAUGUUCAUUUCCUUAUAUUGAUACUUUUUUAUUUAUUCUGUAAUUGUAAUAUCUAAAUCAAUUUGUCUAGUAAUAUCAGGGGAUUUGAAAGUAAUUUUUGAAGAUUCCUUGAUUUCCUUUACAACUAUGCUAUAUUCAUUAUAUUUUUUUCUUUCUUUUUCAUAUCCCUAGAAUCUUUUCAAUGAAAAACUCUUGAAAUAAACAAAAAAAAUUAUGUCUUAAUCUAUAUUCUUUCCUAGUCCCUAAAACUCCAAAACAGACUCGUAAGGAGUUGAAGCAGCAGCGCAAAAUGGUAAAAAAUAACUAUGACCUCAUCGAGAAUGCCAAGAAAUCGUGGGAGGAACUUCGAAGGUGAUGAGGUUAUUUAAAAAUCUCUUAAAAAUGAUUUCAAUUUUUCAGAUAGUUUAUUUUCCAUUAGUUUGCAAACCAUGGAAUGCAUUUAAGCAUAUUUGUUAAAAUUACUCAAAUAUUUCAGGCUUGACCUCCCAGCAGCUAAAAGGAAAAAGAUCUGUGAUGAUUUAAUGAAAAUGGUAGUGGGGAAGGUUAAAAAUGUGAGUAACCCUAAGCCAUGCUUGUUCAAGUGUUUUAAAUUAUUAUUUUAUGCUAUUAUUAAAAGUUGCGUAAAUAGUUUUUCUACCUCUUAAAACAGAUACACUUUUAAUAUUAUUUUUUUUUCACAUCAGAUCUUGUGUAGAAGAAAAAUGAUAGUUCUCAGCUAUAGUAAUUAAUUAUGAACACGAGUUGUCAUUGCCCUUUGUCAUGAUUCUCAAUCACAAAAUUUCUUAAGAAAAGUAUUACUUUUUCUGUGUGACUUUUCAAAAAUUAAACAUUUUUUUUUAUAUUUUAAUAUUUUCUCUAGAUAUAAUUUAAUUUUAUCAUUAUUAUAUUUUAAAAGCUGUCACUGGUUCACGAUUCAGCCCGAGUGAUCCAAUGUCUUAUUCAGUAUGGAACAGAAGAGCAACGUAACAUAAUAUUUGAAGAAUUGAAAAGUAUGUCCUAUAGCAUCAACAUUUUUCUAUUAUUAAUCCCAUUGGUUUAGUCUUGUCAACUGAAGGAGUGCAGCUUUUGAUAUCCACUAGUGCUUUAUUUUAACACCUAAUUUCUUUGAGUACGAUUUAUUUUUGCAAGUGGGAUCCAAAGUUUUGUUGUUAAAUCUAGAAAUCUAGAAAAUAUCAUCCUAGUAUUAAUAAUAAGGAUGCAAGGUUUUGUGGUUGAAUCUAGAAAUCUUAGUAUUAAUAAUAAGGAUGCAAGGUUUUGUUGUGGAAUCUAGAAAACAUCAUCUUAGUAUUUAUUAUUAUAAGGAUGCAUAGUUUGUUCUUGUACUAUGUUGAAAUAUUUAAUUAAAUAUUACCGGGUAUUUGAUCUUUUCCUCAACCUUUUAAUGGUUGAACUAUGUCUUUAUUUUUCAUUUUUUAACAUUAUGCACUUUGUUUUUUUGCAAAAUUUAAAAAAAAAAAAUCUAAAAUCAACUUGAUAAGUUUCAAGCAACUCUGGUACUUCUUUUUUAUUGCCAGAUGAUAUAUGUGAGCUUUGCAAGCAGAAGUAUGCCAAAUAUGUUGUGAGGAAGUUGAUUCAUUAUGGGUAUGUUCUGGAAAAUUACAUCAUCGUCUUAAGUUAUAAUCCUAAUUGAUUAAUUAGUUGGUUUUUUUUCAAUUUUUGAUUUAACACAAUUAUUACUUUGUACUAAGCCAAACAUUUUUUUUAUAUCAGUUGUAAUCAGUUAAGGUUUAGUUAACCAUUCAGGUGUAUUGUUUAUAACCUCAAAGCUCAUUUAUUUCAUGUUUCAGCACAAAAGAGCUCCGGGCUCAAAUGUUCACAAGUUUCCAUGGCCAAGUUCGUAAGCUGAUCAGACACAAGGUUGGUAUGUUUCAUAUCAGCGUGAUAACUUUUCGGUUAGUAAAUUAAUUUAUUUUUAAAACCACCGCAUAAUUUUUCACUCAUUUAGAUUAGUGCUGAUAAUUUUUGUUUUUUGUUUUAGGAAGCAUCGGACAUUAUUGAGUACGCUUUUAAUGAGUAUGCAACGGCUCCACAAAGACUGGCCAUUCUAGAAGAGUUUUAUGGACCCACAUUCUCUAUGUUUAAGGUAAUUCACUGAAGUUUGGGUGUGAUUCAGUGAAUAAUUUAUGUAUGAAACAGUAAUGUAAGCUUAUGGUAUUAAAUUUAAUUUUUAAGGGAUUAACGUGUAAGAAUCUUCAGAAUUUGAAAAAUCUUGUUAAAUUUAGAAAACAUAUGCCAAGUUACAGCAACAAGGUGCAAUUAUUUUAUUUUGAUCUUAAAUUUCUGUGUCAGGAACGUGUGCAUCAGUCGCUGGAUCAGAUUAUGGAGGAACAGCCUGAAAAGAAAGACAUGGUCAUUAGGAGUAUGCGAGAGGCACUUAUGCCACUCAUUGACAAGUAAAUAAAGUCAUUUGGAAUUGUAAAUUGCUGUUAAAAUACCUAAAUAUCUUUAUUUCUUUUACUUUUUUUUUCAACGUAAUUUUUUAAACUGUUAGUAACGCAUUUUUUAUUAAAUCUGUAUAUUUAAAGAGUGUGUGUUCCCUUAAUUGAUAAUGAUUUUUAAUUCUAAACAAUUUUGUAUUUGUUUUUUUUAGGGAAAUCCUCAGUUAUUCAUUAGUCCACAAAGUGUUUCAUGACUUCUUUGCAUAUGCAGAUGACAAAUCAAAAAAGGUAAUUUUUAAGAUUUUGUGUUUAGCUAGAAUCUUAUAGUUACACAGGCAAACAUUUUUUUAAGCUCUUGAGUUGCAGUAAUUGCAUCUGAAUUUCAAUUAAAUUCUUAAUAACAUAAAACUGCGACAGCCUGAGAGAAGCUGUGAUUUUUCUCAAAAAAUAUCUUUACUACUGUGCUAGACGAAGCACUUAGAUUGAAUACAGGCUUUUUAAACAAGUAAAUAAGGGUUAAUUUUGUUUCUUACAUGGUGGGAUUAAUGGCAAAGUAUUUUUUAAAAAUGUCUUACUAAAGAUUUACUGGAUAAAACUUUUUUUUUAACUAAAACUUUGCCAUUUCAGGAGAUGAUUGAAGGCCUCAGAGAACACAUUCCAAAUCUUGUGCAUACAAAAGAUGGGACUAGAGUAGCCAUGCACUGUGUGUGGUCAGGAUCAACCAAAGACCGCAAAGUCAUCAUUAAAAGCUUGAAGACUCACAUUGUAAAAAUAUGUAAAGAAGAAUUUGGACAUCUGUUACUCUUGGCUAUCUUUGAUACUGUUGAUGACACAGUAUUGAUGCAAAAGGCUAUUCUUGAUGUAAGCUAUCAAUACUAGUGUGUGUAUAUAAAACGGAACCAUCAGUGAUUUUUGUACAGUCCCAUUUUGCACCGUUAAAUGGAAUAAACUAAUGGGCUACAUCUAACAGAAAAUACUUUUGAUCUUGAGAUGUAUUAAACUGCUUGGGUUUUUAGUAAUUUUUGUUCACAGUGUUAAUAAAUAAUUCCCUUAUGUAAGCAACAAAAAAGUCCUUAAUUACUUUUUUAGAAAGUCAUGAGUAGGAUAAAAACUUGAGGGAAGUGGGUAACAUAAUUUUUUUCUCCAUAAAUUUCCACUUUCAAAUUAUACAAAAUAUGGAUGUAAAGCAAUCUUUUAUUGUGUAACUUUCAUGAUAAAUUAAAGCUUCUUAUCAACAAGAUUUUAUGAUAUACUUAAAUGGAAGUUAAAACUGAAUAAACUUCAAUGUUUUUUUUACACAUUGCAGGAGAUGCUAAAAUCAAUGGAUGAGAUGGUAAUAAAUGCCCAUGCACGUAAAAUCUUACUGUAUCUGUUGGCACCAAGAGAGUUGAAUCACUUUCAUCCUGAUAUUGUCUCAAUUUUACAAAAAGGGGAUAGUAAUCCCACCAGGUGAGCAUAUUUACAGAUUGUUUGAACUUAGCUGAAGUGACUUAGCUUUCUUAAUCUGUGUACUGGUCAAUUUUUAAAAUAUGUCACUGACAAGCUCAGAUGGUGGAGUUAUGAGCGCCUGCACUGUGUCCAUGUCUUUUAUCUUUAAACAUUUUUACACUUUUUGAUGGUUGUGCGAACAACUUGCGCAUUAAUUUUUUUCUCCAUAAUUUUUGUACUUUAAGUUAUGAUUUGACCUAUGUUGACCUUGAUGUGCUUAUUCUAAAACUUUAGGCAGUCAUCAAGUCUAAAACUUAAGGCAAUUAUCAGGUCUUUUAUUCACUGAAAUAAGAUUCAUGAAGGCAGACUUAAUAUAUGACUUUAAAAAAAAAAAACACUGAAAUUCGCUCAAAUUAAAACUUAGCGAAAUGAAGAGUUUAAUGUUGUUUUACAGUGUGCUCAUUACCAAUAACUAUUGAAUUGUUUCUUUCCAUUUAUAUUGGUUUACAUAGUAUUCAUUUUAAAUUUUUUAUUAGCCAGACUCUCUUAAUAAAAUGCAAAAAAAAGCUACAUUUUAUUUUCUGGACCCAUCUAUCAAACAUCUAAUGCACUAAACAAUUUCCUCUUAUAGACUUCCAAAUUACUUAUCAUUUUCAGCAAGAAAGACAAGACUAUUCGAGCAAAGGAGCUGCGGGACUACAUGUCACCUCACCUAUUGAAGUACCUUGAGACAAAUGCCAAAACAAUGAUGAGCCAAAAUUCUCUGACCCUUGUAGUCAAAUCUAUCAUCACCCAUGCCUCUGGUAAAGAAAUGGUUUUACUUUCACAGUGAUGGUGCCAAUUUAAAUUUGUUUUCUUAGGCAGCAAAAUAAGCUGUGCAGACUGAAACCCAGAUCAAAGGGGCAACUUAGUUACAUAAACCAAAUCUUUAAUUGCUCCUGGAAGCCAAUGUGGGUUUGUGUUUUCACCUCCAAAUUACUUGUUAAUUACCAGUGGUUUUGUAUGCUUCUUUAUACUAUGACCUUCUAUUUGUAUUUUUAAAUUCAGGAGAUGUUGUCCCAGCAAUGAGAGCCAUAGCAGAAUUGGUGGCACAGCCAUGCACAACCACCGAUGGUGCUAUUAACAUGAUUGAACAUCCAGCUUGUCACAUAGCUUUAAAGAAGAUUAUAGCUAAUGACAAGGCCAGAAUGGAAGCGGGCGAAGGCAGUAAGUUGUUUUACAAAUAAAAUGCCAUUUUUAAAAAAAAGAAAAGCAUAAUUAGAAUAUAAUAUUUUUAAUUUUUUGUAGAAGGUGCUUUGAAAGAAAUGUCUCUAGAUAUAAAGAUAAAGUCAACUGAUAUGUAGAAAAAAAAUAUAUAUGCUUUUAUACAAAUUAAAUUAUGCUUUUAAUUUUAACAAUAUUUUCUAUACAGAUUUUCAAAAAAUAUAUAAGAUUGUUUCAGAAAUGGACAUAUAACAUUUUGAAUUCACUUUUUGCAGUUUUAUUUUCUGCAAUUCUUUUGGAAGCGUUACCAAAGUCAGCAAUUAAAGUCUGGGCUGCAAGCAAUAGGGGAUGUUUCAUUCUAGUGAGGUAAGUUGAUAUUACACUUAAAACUUUGUUUAAAAUUACUUUUCUUGCAAACUUAUGUUUUGUAAAAUGUUACCCUGAAAGGAAUUAUUAUUCUAUAAGCGUUUAAAUUAAAAUAAUAAAGAUAUACACUAUCUGAAAUAGACUUUAAGAAUACAGUCAUUUAAUUUCUUCUAAUAGAAGUUCUAUCUUGUUUUGCCUUAUGGGAGAGCCUAUUUCCAUGAUCUUUUUUUUUUUUUUUUGGUAUUUAUAAUUUUAGCCUUCUGGAAGUUGGAUGUUCAACAAUCACAGAAAAGGUCACAAGCCAUCUGCAGCCUGUCCUAAAAUCCCUUAGUAAAAUGACAUUCAAAGGAGCUGAAUUAUUGCUAGCAAAAUUGGAGGAUCCAAAUAAACCCAGAGAGUUCAGAGUGUAACCUUGGUAUAUGUACAUGUGAAGUUCCCAGCAAGUUUGAGACUAUGAAUUUGAGAAUAUUAAUUAUGAUUGAAAUGUCCAUCAAAUAAUACAACUAGGUUUUUUUCUCUCUUGUAAAAAUAACUUGUGAGAAGUGUUAGUUUUAUUUUAUUUUUAAAUUCUGAAUGUAAUUAAUUCUUAACUGUAUUUAAAAUUGUAGGUUCUUUUAAGAUAACAUGAUUAUAAAACUAGAUUUUGGGCCUCCUAUCAGUUGCUAUAUUUCUUUUAGUUUUUCAGUUUUCAUGUGGUUUAUCUGAAAAAUUGUAUUAUUCCACACUGAAAUUACAUUAACUUUGUAUGAUACAAUAAAUUUGAAGUCAAUAAAAUUGAGAAAUUUAUAUGUUGG